This is a messenger RNA of Galdieria sulphuraria, 787 nucleotides long. RefSeq lists its product as uncharacterized. The transcript is spliced from 2 exons. The record is from RefSeq and is a predicted model, not a curated record. NCBI's taxonomy places the organism in Eukaryota, Rhodophyta, Bangiophyceae, Galdieriales, Galdieriaceae. Bases 149 to 739 code for a protein of 196 amino acids.
UUGUGUCUAAGAGGAGGGAAAAAUUCUUUGCGUGGAAAAAUUAUCGCGCCUUUUUUUUAGAAAAAAAAUGUUUGAAAUCUCAGUCUUGGCGGAAUACAUACAUAUGUAUAACUGAAUAUGUGUUGAGUAGUAAUUUGAAGCGUAACAUAUGAGUAUUUGUCACAAGUCAAUAGAGACCAGGAAAUGGCAACAAACAAAGCAUUCCACACUGAUGCCAAAGAGUUGUCUUUGUCACCGUAAAUGGGAACUGACAGGGUACUUUGUUAUUAUGGGGAGUGUGGCCAUGGCAUUCUCUUGGCUUUUGUUACAAAAAACCCAUAGUGUCGUCAGCACUCGUUGUUCGUCUUUCAAAAAGCAAACAGUACAACAGUUUUGUUAUAUCUGCAACUGGAAAAACGCCCGACCAACCUCUUGUUUUCUACCUGUGCGUUUGUUCAAAUGGAGAAAGUUUUUGCCUCAUUCUGCACCUAGCUUUCAAACUUGGAAACAGAGUAUAGCAGUCAAGUUUGCUUUUGAUUUUUCAACUUUCGUUAGCAGUACCUUUUUUAUUUCUGGGGUCGCAAUUUUCGGUGCAGUGGGUCUCCAUCGAAGCCGAGAUGAACUUGUUGCCUCUAGGGAAAAGUUGUCUUGUUCCAAUUUAACAGAGUUAGAAGAGGAACACGAGUUACCGAGUAUUUCAGACUAUCGAUUUGACGACCCCAGUUCCACUCGGAGCAUAAGGAAAACGUCCAAACUGUAACUUGAAGUGUUUUUUCUAGUUCUCUCGCAAGGCUGAUCGUCAGUUUCC